Molecule: messenger RNA, 723 nt
Organism: Colletotrichum costaricense
Lineage: Eukaryota; Fungi; Ascomycota; Sordariomycetes; Glomerellales; Glomerellaceae
Exons: 2
Coding region: 1-723 (240 amino acids)
Source: RefSeq, a predicted model, not a curated record
AUGUCGCGCUCGUACUCCCGGCUCGCACAGUUACAGAUACACACCUCGCACAAAGACAAAGAACCAGACACCUUCGGCCCGCACGGUUGUUACACACGCACUUCCAGUUUACGCGCACUUUACACGCACACACGCACAGACGAUAGCACACACGCGCAGCCCUUCUACUCCGUACCGUUCUGCCCCCCAAAGACACAGACGGACAGACUGGCAAGACAAGAGACAGACGGCAGCCCAUGCCGAUAUCUGAAAAGAGAGACACUACCAUCCACCACACGCGCCUCCUGGCAAGCACCAGCCCUCAAACGGUGCCAACGAUCGCCGAAAGUCUACAAGACCCCUGAGCCCGGUCGCACCGCUACUACCACCUUGGACCAAUCCGCACACUCUCCUGACGCCGUUAUCCCCUCUAAAGGCUGUGCCACCAAGAAAACCGGCCUAACAGGAAGACACACACCUCCACGAGCACGCAACCUCCACAACACUUACCACCAACCUAGCUGCCAAAGGACAGCCUACACGUACCUCCUCCUCCUCAGCAUUUCUCCUAUUCCCGCUUCUCAUCUGCGGCUUGCUCCCACGGCUCCCAGUCCCUCUGGAAAGCAGACACUGGCGCCCUCCAUCCCACCAGACAAGCUUCACUCGCUGCGCACACACCCAACGAGCGCCACAGCAAAAGCACAGGCGCAGAAGCCGUCGACGCAAUUCGCCAACUACUCUUGA